This is a messenger RNA of Apis laboriosa (Himalayan honeybee), 1135 nucleotides long. RefSeq names its product SPRY domain-containing SOCS box protein 3-like. The transcript has 6 exons. The coding region runs from base 127 to 1026 and encodes 299 amino acids. Gene Ontology annotation, biological process: proteasome-mediated ubiquitin-dependent protein catabolic process. Gene Ontology annotation, cellular component: SCF ubiquitin ligase complex. The record is from RefSeq and is a predicted model, not a curated record. NCBI's taxonomy places the organism in Eukaryota, Metazoa, Arthropoda, Insecta, Hymenoptera, Apidae. Gene Ontology annotation, molecular function: protein binding.
AAAUUCAAAAAACUUGAUAAGAAUGCACAAUUGCUGCUUGCGUAACUCAAUAGAAGACGGAAAUUUGCUUUGAAUAAUUUAAACAUUUCUACCAAUCUAAUCUAAAUUUUAGAAUAGAUUAGAAUUAUGAAUUUCGAAUACGAUCCUAUAUCAUUGGCUCAGUAUGCAAAGUUUUGUAAUUGUAAUUCGCAAGAUUGUAGUUGUGGAGAAAAUAAUGUACAUGAAUGGGCAUGGGACAAGGAAAAUGCUACAUAUACUAUAAUUUUAUCAAAAAAUGAUUUAGAAGUUAAAUUUCAUAAUGGAUAUAGUUAUGGUACAGCAGCUGUGAGAGGUAACAAAAUAUUAGAAAAAGGAAGAUAUCAUUAUUGGGAAAUUAAAAUGCUCACACCUGUUUAUGGAACAGAUAUUAUGGUUGGAGUUGGAACAAGUAAAGUGGAUUUAAAUAAUACAAAACAUGUUUUUUGUUCAUUUCUUGGACUUGACAGAGAAUCUUUUGGUUUUUCUUAUCAAGGAUAUAUACAACAUGGUGGUGAAAAACGUAAAUAUGGUCCUUGUUUUGGGCAAGGUAGUUUAGUGGGUAUAUACUUGGAUACUUGGAGAGGCACUUUAGAAUUUUUCCUUAAUAGAAAAUCAUUAGGUAUUGCUUUUACUGGAUUAAGAGAUUUUAUAUUGUAUCCUAUGGUAUGUUCCACAGCUGCGCAAAGUAAGAUGAGAUUGACUUAUAGUUGUUCUGUACCAGUGUCUUUACAAGUAACUUGCUUGUCUGUAUUAAAAUCAUCACAUAGAGCAUAUUUAUCAACUAUGUUUCCUGGAUUACGAUAUCUUACUCAAAGUAUUUUUGCCGAUAUAUUAAAAACUCAUUCAAAUAGUGAUGAUGAGAAUGAGGAAGAUGAAUUAGAAUUAUAUGAAACAGAUUAUAUGAUUCUAGAUGACUUUGAUUUUGCAUUAGUGGGUAUGAGUCGAAAAAAGAAGAAAAAAUAUACACAUAAUGAUUAUUCUCUCAGACAUGACUUAAAUAGUUUAUAAAAUCUUAUAAUUAUUAGACAAUAAUAUUGUAAAUAUUUGAAUGAAAGGAAAAUUAGAAUUAAAGUUUUUACAUGAUUUUGUACAUUUUUCUAAAUAUAUAAUAUAAUAU